AUGGUAAAUCUGUAUCCGCAGCUGUCUCCCCAGAUACUUAUGGUGGGUUUCAAUAGAUCUCUUUUCCACCUAGGUCAAAGGGGUAUGCCGCUAUAUAUGCUACACCGAAGUAUGCUCCUAGGUAAGCGACUGCCUUUGGAUCCGCCUCUCGAGCACGAGGGUCGUAUUCAUAAAAGGCUAUCGAUCGUGAAGGUUUGCCUAUGGCUCUGUAUCUACCUCUGUCUGCUGGUGCUUAUUUUGAUAAGCUGCAGGAUCAAUGGCUUAAACUACUGCUUCUUCAACGCUUCUCCUGCGACUUGUUCUCCUUUCGUCCUUGCUCCUGCACGCACCUAA
Molecule: messenger RNA, 333 nt
Organism: Glycine soja
Lineage: Eukaryota; Viridiplantae; Streptophyta; Magnoliopsida; Fabales; Fabaceae
Source: the annotation of a RefSeq genome assembly